AUGCUCAUUUACCAGCGUCAAAAAGAAGCAAGUGACCAUUCCGACAGGAGCUCUAAUGCGGGACCUGCCGGUUCCGAGUUCCACGCUGUACCGACCGACCACGCCACCGGAGAAGCAGCCGAGCAAGUGGAGAAAUUCACGUACCUUUGGGUCGUGUUUAUUGGUGAUGGAAAAUGGGAAGAGGAGAUCGACUGGCAUACCGAAACGGCCAGCGGCAUUUUGCAUCAAUUAGCCCAAACCCAUAUGACGCUUUUGCUGUUGUUGAUUUUCGCCUGCUUGACGUCCGCCGGAGCAGGCAAGACCCAGUACUUCCGUGUGUCGUCCGCGAACAUGACCUCAAUAACCUUCGAUCUCGAGCAGCCGACGGACUGGCCUACGGUUUACGUUACCAUCAAUGCCAGCAGUUUUGCGGAAGCGCUAGUGAAUCCGGUGCAGUUUCACCUGGUCGACAAAUAUUCUUCUCUAUCGUGGCAAUUGCCAUAUGUAUUGGAAGGAGUGACCCUGUACAAGGCGCAGAGGACGCUGUGCCCUUCACCGAAGUUGCUAUCGUUGCGUACCGAGUCGAAGAUGUGCCGCAAUGAUGAUGCCCGGUGUGAAGCUGUCAAGAUGCAAUUUCGUCAAGCCACCGCCGAACGCAAGCAUUUCACGCUCGAAGCAUUCACAGCUUCCAGAGAGAUCAAUUUCACCGUUAGCAGUCGAUCGCUGCAAGACGUUCUACUCAGGUUAAAUAAGCUUGAUCGACGAUCCGGCUCUGUAAUCAAGCCGGUCUUCUGUCGGUUUAAUUUCACCGGUACGACACAAAAUGUCAAAAUACGGAUCCAGAGUGCUGAUAUGUUGUGUGCAGCCCUGGUCGUGCAGAAUCAGACGGUUUGA
Messenger RNA from Soboliphyme baturini, 873 nucleotides. The record is from the annotation of a GenBank genome assembly. NCBI's taxonomy places the organism in Eukaryota, Metazoa, Nematoda, Enoplea, Dioctophymatida, Soboliphymatidae.